Molecule: messenger RNA, 2743 nt
Organism: Bacillus rossius redtenbacheri
Lineage: Eukaryota; Metazoa; Arthropoda; Insecta; Phasmatodea; Bacillidae
Product: U4/U6.U5 tri-snRNP-associated protein 1
Exons: 16
Coding region: 128-2527 (799 amino acids)
Biological process (GO): maturation of 5S rRNA; mRNA cis splicing, via spliceosome
Cellular component (GO): U4/U6 x U5 tri-snRNP complex
Source: RefSeq, a predicted model, not a curated record
UCUAUGCAUGUAAAGACGAUUAAUAUUGGCUAAUGGUCGUUUUGAUGAAGUGUUGACGUUGUGCUGGUGUUUAGAACAGUUUUGUAUUUGUUAUUAGCACGUUUGUGCAUUUAGUGUUAUUUUAAAUAUGGGCUCUACUAAAAAACACAAGGAAACUAGAAAACACAAACAUCGUAGUAGGUCACGCACUCCCGAACGUCUGGAACGUCCGGAACGCCUUGAACGCACGGACCGCAAAGAAAAACAUCGCCAUCAUCACAAGAAACACCACAAAGACAGGAAGAAAGAAAAAACCAGGGAAAGGAAUGGAGACGUUGAAAUGCGAUAUGAAGUUUACAACAGUGAAGACGACGUGGUGGUCGUCGCCCCGCCGCCGCCCAAGAUCUCGCGGCCGGCCACGCCCCCGCCCCCCGCCAUCAGCGGGCGCUCCGACCAGAGCCUGUCGGUGGCGGAGACCAACCAGCUGCGGGCGCGGCUGGGGCUGAAGCCCCUGGAGGCGGGCGGGGCGACCGCGCUGGCCGGCCUCACCCCCGAGGAGCGCCGGGAGCGCCAGGAGAAGGCCGAGAGCCUGGGCGGCGUCGACAUGGGCGAGUUCGUGCACAAGCCGGCCGACAACAUCGCCAAGAAGGUGCAGAGCGAGAAGCUCAAGGACAAGCUGCAGGAGAGCAAGGAGCGGAGGAAGAUCGAGACGAAGCUGGCCAAGGUGAAGUCCCUGGGGCAGUCGGACUCUGACGACGACGCCCGGGCGUGGGUGCAGAAGAGCAGGAAGCUGGACGCGGAGCGACUCAAGGCACUGCAGCGGGAGAAGAUGCUGGACCAGCUGGAUGCAGAGUUCGGCGUGGGGGAGCUGGUGGAGGACGAGAUCAAGGACAUGAAGAGGACCGUGUACAGCAACAGAGACCUCCGGGGGCUGCAGGUCCGACACGACCCGAGCCAGUUCCAGGAGGGCCGGACGGUGGUGCUGACGCUGCAGGACAAGGGAGUUCUGGACGAGGAGGAGGACGUGCUGGUCAACGUCAACAUGCUGGACGACGACCGCUACCGCAAGAAUGUUGAAGUUAAAAAGAAAAAACCAAAUCAGUAUGAUGUUUACAACGAUAUGGAGUACGAUGAAUAUGGGGACUUGGUGGAGCACAGCAUACUUGGGAAGUACGAUGAAGAAAUUGACGGACAGAAGAAGAAGACCUUCAGACUAGGGGAGGACGUGAUGGAGGAGCAGCGCAGACGCAACCUGGCGGCCGUGCGCCAGAAGCUGGGCAACAAGACCGUCGUGAGCCUGGACAUGCCUGUCCCCCGGCUGGCCUCCGAGUACUACACGGAGCAGGAGCUGGAGGUCAAGUUCAAGAAGACCAAGAAGAAGUUCCGCAAGAUCCGGCGCAAGCCCCUGAAGGCGGACGACCUGGCGCGCGACGCCCCGGCGGUGGGCAGCGAGGCCUGGCUGCAGGACCUGGGCUCCAAGGGCUCCGCCGCGAGGCCGCCCGGUCAGCCCGGGGGCGGGGACCCCGGCAUGGACCUGGACCUGGAGUCCAUGAGGCGCGUCAAGCAGGAGCCCGCCGACGACGAUGCCGUGGACGUGGACGAUCUGCCCCCGCCGCCGGACCUGUCCAACGUGAAGCUGGAGCCCGACGACUCGGAGCAGCUGGACCUGCAGCUGGCCCUGAGGAAGGCUCGCAAGCUGAAGCGGCAGGAGGGCGAGGAAGAGACUCCGCGCGUGGCCAAGGUAGCGAAGACAGUCCUGAGCCAGAAGUGCGACGACGGAGGCACCGGGCCGGGGGGGUCCAUCGUGCUGAACUCCACCGCCGAGUUCUGCCGCACCCUGGGCGACAUACCCACCUACGGUCUGGCCGGCAACCGUGACGAGGACGCGGAAGAGUUGAUGGACUUUGAGCGAGCGCUGAAGGAGGAGAAGCUGCUGCAGGACGAGGAGGGCAAGCUGAGAGGAGCCUGGAACGAAGUGGAGAUGGACGAGACGCCGGUGGACGUGCUGCCGGCGGAGGUGCCCAUCCUGGACCAGGAGCCCAGCGUGGGCACGGGCGUGGCAGGGGCGCUGAGCCUGGCCGUCAGCAAGGGCUACCUGGAGAAGGAGGACAAGAGCAAGCCCUCCGUGUCCCGCUUCGCCCACCUGCAGGCCCAGAACUACUCCAUCGAGGACAAGACCUACUUUGACGACGACAAGUUUGGACGGCGGGAACGCUACAGUGGGCCGUCCUCUGACUUCAAGGAGAAGGACAGUUUCAAGCCGAACGUGAAGUUGGACUACAUUGACGACGAUGGACACAUCCUCAAUGCCAAGGAAGCUUUCAGAUAUCUGUCCCACAAGUUUCAUGGAAAGGGCCCAGGGAAGAACAAAGUGGAGAAGCGAAUGAAGAAGAACGAACAAGAAGGGCUGAUGAAGCAGAUGAGCUCCACCGACACUCCUCUGCGCACGCUCAACUUGCUGCAGCAGAAACAGAAAGAAACGCAGUCCGCGUUUAUCGUUCUCAGUGGCAGCAAGCAAAUGGCCACCAUCUCAAAAACAAAGAUGUAGGCAUCUGACCACAUGGAAUGGGUGUUGUUGUGUCGUCGCAGCCUCAGACCUGUUCUUUAUGAACGUGAUGUAAGAAAGAAUAGAACUUGUUUAAAUUGAUAUGUAGGCUACAUGUAUUAUUGGUGUACGUACUAAAAUUAAUUAUGUUUCAUUUCUAUUGUGUACUGUUAUUUUGUAUAAUUUAUCAAUUGUUUAUUAAAUUACUAGCCAAGUGUA